AAUUCCAAGAAUCAUCGGCACGAAAAAACCUCGCUGACGUGUGUCAGUUCGCACCUUCACAGACAGAGACCUUCGAAAGAUCUAAGCCAGAUGUCCACCUCGUAAACUAUACUCGGCAGAAAAAGAAAAUUCGGAGAAAAAAGACUUUCAAGCUCAACACCGGCGGCAAGGGAGAGAACUCGACGUCGCUGGCGCCUCUGUCGUGGUAAAAAGCGACCAGAAAACCACAGCGAGAAUGCCGAGGAAACUGCAGUUUUGCGCGAGAUUCGACAAUGCAAGCCCAACGUUGACGGCGUCUCUUUCUAUGGAAAUUGAAACCGCCCAUCUUGAAGCUGCAUCUCGCCCUACGCCUAUUUUUCCUCAGAAAAGGCAUAACCAGGACGUGGAGCCAGACUGAGCACGAAAACUGAGAGCGAAUCGUUAGAGAGAAGACGGAAUGACAGGGUAGUUUCAAUUCAGCAAGAUUUUCUUUUGGAAAACAAGGAUUUCUUGCCGCCCCGCUCCCGUGCUCAUCGACUUACGACUCUAGACCUUUUGACCUGGAGGCAGAGCCAGAGAGUUGUCUCUUUUUUCCCCAGGAAAUCAGACAAACCAGAGAACUCGUGGAAUCAUUUUUCACUGCGUUAACUCGAAGAAGAGACAUAGUCUUCUAAGCGCCUUUUCACUUCCUUGUCCAACUUCCGUGGCACGGAGGCGGUGAGGUUUUCCGCUCCUCGUGUGGUCGUCUGCGAGUUCAGAUCCAGUGUACACUGAUGUCGUCCUAAAGGCAUGGCGAAUUGCAGUUUUCAAGAUCGACUCUCAAAGAGCGUAGCUCCGAAGAAAGAUUCGUCUUUCUCGUUCCUCUGCAAGUCGGCAUUGUAGCAUGCCCUCGUCUUUUUCUCCGUCAAAGGAAUCGACACGUCGUCUCUGCAAAACGGGAUGCUGCCGUCGUUUCUGUCGACGCGGUGCUCUCCACUUUCCCGAAUCGGACUUGCUCGCCUUUCCCUGGAAUAUUUGCUCGUUUCACUUGCAGUUUCACACUUGUCUCUCAGCAGAUUCGGUGCGUUUUGGAUGCGGAUUCCCGCUUAUUCCUCUAAACUUCACUCUGGUUUGCUAGCGCUAGCUCCUCUGCGUGCGGCGUGCCUCUUCGCCUCUCGAUUCAAUCGCGAGUUUCCUUUGUUCCGCUUUUGGAGGUUUGCUAAAAUUGCUCGUUGGAUUUUCAUGAUCCUGUCUGUUUGUUUUCUCUACCACAGCUCUUCCUUGCUGAUGGUCUCUGUCGGGCGACGCCGAGUUUCCUUCGCAUGCUUUGGUUCUACUGCGGGGAUUUCAGGCCGUUUUCUUUGCUCCUCCUCCGUAGUAUGUUCGAUCUUUUCUUCCCAUUUCACCGUCUUCUCCCCUCCACGUGAAGGGAGAGUUUUUCGCCUUCCUUUGUAGAGAAAUGCGGCGGGUUCGUCACAACCCGUACGGCUGCGCCAUCCAGCGCUCUGUGAGAGUCGAGUCGUGAAACAUCGGUUGCCCGUUUCUACAAACAAGCCUACCUUUUUAAAAAGUGACCAAGUUCUCUGCUAAACUGUCGCUGUCCUUUCCGCUGUGUCAUCUUUCGUUGCCCUCCUCACCCACGAACGCGGAGGGACGGAUGGUGAUAGGACGUAGUUCAAGCCGACGUCAAACUCUGUCUGCUGUGUAGACAAAGUAUCUGCUCUGAUUCCCUGCUCUGCGCUGGACAAUGUGUCCGGCAUUAAGUAGCAGCUGGAAGGUUUUCAAGCGGCUACUGAAAGGUUGGUCGAAGCGCUCGCUGUUCGUGCUGCAAUGAGCAUUCUGAGUUCCAUGAACUUCUUGCGUCCACGCUGAGUUGUGUCUGACGAGCCUGUUUUGUCACAUGCGUUUGGAGGCAUCUCGACAGUCGUUACAUCCCUCUUUUUCCCAGUUCAAAAUUGGAAUGUGGAUACUUGUAGGUUCGUACGCAUCUGAUGCGACAUCAAAACGAUUUUCUGUGUCCCGUCUUUGCCUUCCUUCCACAGCUGAGUCUUCCUAGAAAGAAAGAAGGCGAUUCGCUGCAUUGCCUAGUGUGCCUAAAGAAAUGGUAACACACGAGCCGCGCUGCGGCUCUUCGCCGCCUUCCGGGUCCGGUGUGCUUAUUGCUCGUGUCAGUGACAAAAGUUUGAGCUCACCGUCUCCCAGCGGUGUCUGUGAAUCGGAUGCACUGCAGUCUGCCGCAGAAGACAUCAUGCAUUUCGAUGCUUCCGCGAACCUGAACCCAUCUGUCGCCUCGACUUUACAGAAAGAUACUCACGUUAUUCCCAAACCUAGAACGGUAGGUUCGGCCGCCGCUCUAGCCCGUGACGCAGAGGCGUUGUCGAACGGUGCAAGUCCGUCUUUUGCUCAGCCGUUCCAAUUGCCCGUGGACUCGAGACAGUCUGCCUAUGCUUUCCCUGUUAUGUCUGCAACCAGUGCCACCUUUUUGUCGCAUUCUUCCUCGAAUUCGUCCGCUGGAACGGCCGGAGCUCCCGCGGGGCGGGUGCGAGCGCUUGCGCGCAUCAAGGCGCAGGCGGCGGAACGAACGCGGAGGAAAACUUCAGAAGAGAGAAGACGGCGGACUCUCAUCGACUCGGAUUCCUCUGAAUCCGCGAAAGGAAGCGCUGCCUCAUCUGCCUCGCUUUCCAGCAGUCCGUCGGGUGAGUCUGCAGAAUCCAGCUCGCUAUCCGAGCACACUUCAGGUGUAGAUACACCCGAGCGCAGCGUCGAGAGCAGCGCAGAGAGCGAUCUUCAGGGAGACUCUUUGGCUGCGGACUCAUCCAGUGAAACAAGUGAGGCCAGUUCGUUUUCUGACACGCGAACUUCCGACGACUCUGACGCAGACUUUCGCGGCUCUGAACCGGUUAGACCGGCAGCACGAAGCGACCUUCGCUCCCGGAUUCGCGUCGGCGCGGGCAGGCGAUCGGGGGGACGACCUGGGAAGUUUGGGCGAAAAGUACGCACUCCGCCGGGUGGCGCUUCGGGUCGGAACAGCCACGAGACCCCCGAGUGGAAGGCGCAGUCGCGCGGCAGAGAACCUGCAGACGACUCUUCCACGAGGAGUCAAAGCACCUCACAGUCGUCUUCGGCCACUGUCACCUCGAGUGACGCUACGACCGAAUCUUCCGAGACCAGUGUCGACUCCACGUCUGGCGAAACGGGAGACAGCGACGUCAGUGCAAAGGAGAAUGGACCGCGAGCACCGCGACGGUUCCCGCUUCUCUAUGGCCAUCCCGCCGAGCCGUCUUCCCCCUCGGCUUCUUCGCUGUCUUCGCCUCGUCCGUCCCGACAACCACGUCGCCGCCGCCUCGCGAGGACUCCCCAGCGAUCCGCGUUUCUUCGCAGUUUGUCUCGCAGGCGCCGUGCUCCUGCGCUCCCGAGAAAGUUUCCUUCUUGCUCUUUCGGCUCACAUCCUUCCGGUCAGCCUUCUUCCUUGAUGCGAGCGAGGUCCUCGGCGUCCACAUUUUCGCAGGCAUCACUACGGGUGCGCAGCGCCAUUCUAUUUCCUCACCUCGCUCAGACAGAGCGCCGGCGUUCGCAGCGCGGAGUGCCGGCUCUGCGACUCUUGGCGCUCUCGCGAGAAGACCCUGUGACGGACAUGCCCACUGGGGAAACAGCGAAUCGAGCCGGACAGAAAUCCAAGCAACCCGGUAAACCGGGCGGAUGGAUGCGCCUCUUCAGACCUCUGUUCGACCUCCGGCCCUCAGAUCCCAACCACUCAACUCCCUGGUCUUCGUCGUCUGUGCGUUCGUCGUCUGUGCGUUCGUCGUCUGAGCGUUCGUCGUCUGACGACCUGUCUUCCUCAAGUGAAGCAGACGCGAGAGAAACACAGAGGACCAGGGGCAGGGACGCCAGCUCUGCGGAGAGGAGACCGUCUCGAACGGCGGACACAAAGACGCGGAAGGCGCGAGGAGUUGUCACACGCUUCGAAGAAAGCGGGAGCAGCGAGGCAGGUGCCAGGCAUGUAGGCGUAAGCGUCGCGGGGGAGACAGGGGAUGCCUCAGCGCGAGUCGCAAAGCCUGUGGAAGCUGCAAAGACCUCUCUGGGAUAUCGUUUUUCAAAGGAACAAGACCCCACGCGAACGGGCUCGGACGGAGGAAUGGCCAGACAUUCCCGAGGUAAAGCGACCUCACAACUGAGAGCGGAUUCGCCGCAGUCCGCGUGUGCUCCCUUGCAGUCUUUUUCUUCAUCUCGCUCGCAGUCUUCAUCUUCUGAUUACUCGCGCGCUUCCUCCCCAGGUUCUCCUCGACGACAAUCGGAGAAGCGCCAAAGCGACUCGCAGGAGUCUGCACGCACCCCGAGGCGGACGACGCGGGGAGACUCAAAGACACAAGCGACGAGCUUAUUCGACUUGCUUCGGUUCGUGUCGUUCAGGACGUCCAAGAGCCGAGAAAAGAAGCAGCGGAGCAGUCUGAGUUCUUCCCCGUCUUCGCGCAGAACAAUCCAGGUCGAGAAACAACUCUCUGCGACGGAGCAGGCCUCGGCUGCCACCGCUUGUGGAGAGGUCCUCGCAGUAGCACCCGAGAAGGGGAACAGGGAUGAUGGGAAGAAGAUCCGUUUCCGGGGACAGCACUCGCCGCCUAAACUCUCACCGAGAGAGGAUGAGGAAAGUCAUUUCGCGAGAGGAAGAGGCGAAGAAGAAAGGCCGAAAACAGCUUCAUCAGAGGUCGGGGAAGCCACAAGAAAGAUGACGCGAGCGCAACAAGAGGCUGCAGAGAAAGCCAGUACAGAUGUUGACAGAAAGGAAGAAAGUCUGCAUGAUACGCGAAGAGCUCUGAAAACCUCCAAUUCGAGACAAGGUCCUGAAAUCGAAAACAGAGAUCCUCGCGGCUGUCGAAGCGACUCGCGGCAAACCGUCGCAUCCUCGUUAACCUGUUCGUCGUGCGUGUCGGCCUCGUCAACCUCAGCGCCCAUCGACCUUCUCGCUGCAUCCUCGAGAGCGUCAGAGAACCUGCCGGAUGAAAAGGGAGAAAACGCGCAAACACCCGCUGGAUGUCCCACCUUAGCAAGUCACGUUUCGACUGAAUCUGAGACUGUGUCGCCGGUAAUUCCCAGGCGAGAGAACAAGGAGAGCCUUGCAGGACAGCGAAGAAGGUCGACAACGGAGGAUCCGGAGACCAGCGACCCUUCCUCGGCUGUCGCUUUACAGAGCAAAGGAGCGAACAAUGAGAAUGACGGCUUCUCUCCAAGUCAAGAGAAAGGAGUUUCUGCAGCUAGAGAAAGCUUGAGUUUUGCGCCGGGAGGAAGAGGCGAAAGUGUGGAGACACGGAAAGGACCCGCGCCUGCGAAAGACGCGGCUAGCGACCUCCGAGGCGUUUUCCAGAUGCACGCAAGUCUGGAAUCCCUUGCCUCCGGGACGACGGCGUCUCCGUCGCCUUCCACUUCGAUUUCUUCGUCUGCUUUCUCAGCCUAUCUGGGGGGAUCGUUCCAGGCUGGAAGCGGAGGACUCACCAGCUCUUUGGGGACAGAUGAAGAAGCGGAGAGGAAGGUGGAGGAGAGAGAACGGGAGACAGGGAGUCAGGAGAGGAUCGUGGGCGCAUCUUGCGCGCCGUUAGCUACCAGUCUGAAUUGCAAAGCAAAUCUCCCUGCGGAGGGGUCGCUACCUUCCUGCUCGCCAGAUCGACCUGAGUCAGAUUGUAGAACGAAUGAGGCCAGCUGUGGUGCGUCGUCUGCGACGUCCUCUUCCUCUUCUUCCUCCUGUUCCUCCCCACCUCCUUACUCAUCUUCUUCGUUUUCCUCCUGUCACUCUUCUUCUUCCUUCUCUUCUCCUCCGUCUUUUCUCUCAUCCUCGUCAUCGUCUUCCCCAUCUCCUUCUUGCUCCUCAUCCUCAUCAUCGUCUUCCCCAUUGCCUGCUUGCUCCUCGUCCUCAUCUUCUUCUUCCUCGUCUUCUUCCCCCCUUCUGUCCUCUUCUCCCCCUGUCUGUUCUUCUUUUCCAGUUGUCUCUCAAGGUGUCCGUUUGCCGUCCUUCGACUCUGAGAAGUCGUCGUCGUCUUCUGUCUCUUCGCUUGCGUCGAGAGCCUGUUUGCGGGAGGGUCGACAACGCAUGCCGAGUUCUAAAUUUCGAUGGGUGGAUCUUGAUGGCCUUCCGCUGACGUCUCAGGUGGCGUUCGACGACCUCGCGCAAGCAGUCCGGCGGCGGGCAUGCGACGGACGCCUCGCAGGCGCCUGCUGCUGUUGCAUCGGCUGCCGUACAGACACCGCGCCAACGUCGCCCGCCUCGGUCGGACCGCACAAAGACGGCUCUUGCACCUGCUUCUGCGGGACUUGUUGCUGCGCAGAUCGUUCGUCUCCGUCUGCGGGCAAUCCGCAGAAGACGCCUGCUUCUCCCUCAAGCUGUGCGUCGAAACAGGCACCUCUGGAUUUCUCCUUUCUCUUCGACAUGCGCGAGGGCGGGGGACUUUCGGCUUCGGGCGCGGCGGGGGCCUCUGCGUCUGCGGUGGCGUCCUUCCUCGCCACGCGUUUGCCUUCUUUCCACGCAGGUCUCCCGCCAGCGCGUCUGGCUGAGCUUCAAGCGAGUGCGGCUGCGAGACUCGCUGCGUCAAUGGCCAGCAAGGCGGCUCUUGCGGCGCGGGUCUUGGUGCAUGCACCGGCGAAUCAGCUGGUGAUUCCCUCCGUGGAUUUGUUUGUCGACCACCGGAAGCUGCGCUCCCUCAUGGCGGUGCCGAAACGCAGCGUGACGGAGCAGGUGAUGCGUCUGCUGCAGAGACUUCCUCGCUUUACCUUGCCGCUGUACGAGUCUUUCUUGCUCGAGCAAGUCUGUGAGGACCCCGUGCUGCAUCCGCGACUCCAGGGCCUCGAAGUCCCGUUUCGCCUCCUCACUCACGACUUUGUCUUUCUCGGCAGCUACGCCUACUUCGCAGAUCUGCCGCCCUGGUCUCGCCCGCCGAUUCGCCUCCUCCGGAUCUACAAGUUCCAGCAACUCCAGCUCGUGGACUCCGGCGAGAGCCGCGCGGACGCGUCUCCAGUGCACGGCGACAGACACGCCGCGUUUGUGGAGCCCAGCAGGCUCGUGGGGGAACGAGGCUGGCGCGCGAGACGCAGCCUCGACGCUCGCCUGCAGAGCCGCGGCAGCGAAGUUCCGACGGAGUCCAGUGCGUCGUCGGGCUUCAGUUCUGAGAUCCGCGAGUCGUCGGACGCGCGAACGCUCUCAGCCGUCGAGGGGACAGAGGGUGUGGGUCACUGUGAGGGGGCGAGCCUGCGAAGACAGAGCGCCGGAGACAGUCGGCUGGACUCAGGGUCGUCCGCAGAGGGGCGGUUCAGGAGGCGUGGUUGCGAUUCAGGAGAAGGGCAGGAGAGAGACAUGGGAGGGUCUUUGGGACUCCAAGAAGAAGAUCGAGGAAGCUCGUUUCAAAGUGUAGGCGCCAGACCGCGAGGAGGCACCUACGCUGCCCCGCGGUACGGCGCGCGCCCUGACGACCUCGAAGCAGAGCAUCUGCAGGGCCUCGCGCUCUACAACUUGAAGCUGUUGAUGCGCGACUUUGAGGAGACUCUGGAGGUGGUGGAGUUACACUACGGAGAAAUGUUCUUCAUUGAAGGAGACGUCUUUGCGUACUUCUGUGGCCUCACAGAGUUCAUGGACUCGCAAGGCUUCCAGCUGGAAACCAUCAAGUGUCGUCGCAAAGACGGCCCGCCGAUCGCCCUGCGUCCGCAAGACCCCGCGGGCGCAUCUGUGGGGUGGGACGGAGACAGGGACAGGUGGGGUUUGGGCAGAGGAGACGCCCGGCGGCGGGGGGCCGCGAGGCGAGGAGACAGGGGGGCAAAGGAGAUGCCGGCUCGCAGCUGCAGGAAGCCUUGCGGAGUCUGUUGUCGAUGUGUAGCGAAGAAGGAAGCGAGUUCGACUUUCUGUGAGACCGAAGAGAGUGGGGAGAGCGAAGAGUCCGACGGCCAGGAGCGAGACGAACGGAGACUAGCGAGGAGGAGACAGUCGACGGCAGGGAGAGAAGGCGAUAGUCCUGCUUCCUCGGACGAAGAACAAGGCGGGUGGCGGCGAAGGCGUCACCAGCUGCAGGGCUUGAGUCACGAGACGGACGGAGCGUGUAGGUCGUGGAGACAGCGGCGAGGGAGAACAAGCCGAGAAAGGAGACAGGGCUUUGAAGGUGCGACCGCGGCGUUUCGGCUCCAAGGCGCGCGGCGAGGGCGACGGGCGUCAGACUCGGAGACAGAAGACGACGGAGCAGGAGACGAGACAGACGACGAGGAUGUCGACGGCUUCGUUCGCUCGCGAACAAUCGUCGAUGAGGUUUACGGAGAAAAAGAUGAAGGAGGAAUUGGUUCUGGACUUGCGCGAACGUUCACAAAUUUGGUGAAGGCGUUGGACGCGAGUCGACGGCGACGGACAGACGUCUUCGUGGACGGGGCAGGGAGUGCGUUGUUUUCGGGCGGUUCGUCACCGGCGUCUGCCUCGCGCAGCUUCUCGCGGUCCGGAAACAUCACGGAAGAAGGAAUCGGCAUGCGCGGGUCUGCGAAGGUGGCUAUUCACUCCGUCACAUUCAAGAAGAAGCCGCCCAGCCUCUUUCGCGCCAGUCCACAAUUCGAGGAGACAGAGCGGCCCGCGCGGCGCGAGCGCCCAACGGACCCGUACGUCGCGCCGGAUGGACGAGGAGAGACUGCAGACCGUGGGGGCAGGGGUGGAGGAGACAGAGAAGGAGAGUGGGGAGAGGGCCAGGGGAGAGAGACUCGAGGGAGUGGAGUGCGGGGAGGAGAAGCUCGGACCUCGUUUCUAGGAUUUCUGCUCGGCGAGGAUGAGUUUGACGCUGAUGAGGACCCUCUCGCCUUCCUCGAUAGUGCGUGGUACUAACGAAACAAAGAUGGACCGAGAGAGGACCGGAUAAGAAGAACGUGAAAAUGAGAGGCCUGAAGAAGAACGCAAUGGCGGGAGAGAGGAGGGGAGAAACGAGUGAACUACAGACGAAGAAAAAGAAGCCAAACGAAGACGAUGAGAGAGGAUGGGGAGAAUGGAGAUCGGAUUGGUAUCGUGGUGGAGCUUCACAGGAAGUGCGUCCGGCGUUGUUCGUGUGUUUAGAUGACCGCGAGGGCUGCGGACGAUCAGAGGUCCGUAAAAGAAAGAAACAACGCAGCAUUAAGUGAACAGAGAAGGGGGAGGGAAACGUCUAAGUGGAGGAGAAAGGAUGGUGCCUACUCAGUCAACGGUAGGUAUGUGCCGGGAGGACGUGGACUUCGUGGUUCGUUCUGGAAAACUCUCGGGUCCAGACCCUCUUGCUGUGCAAAAAGUUUAUCUCCACCUUUUCGGACGUUUUUCUCGAAUCGUGUUUCUAGUUGAAAGGACGGACGUUCGUGUGGAUAAACUGCAUUGCUCAGAAGAAACAAGGUAAACAGUUCAUGCAGGAUAGAAAGUGAUAGCUGUGAUUUUCAGGAGCGCAGGAGAGGCUGGAAUGACUUCGUGAUAUUUGAUCGGGGGUUUCAACGAAUCGCACUGCCGAAACUUGAUCUUGUGGGAGAACCGCUGCCAGGUCUCUUUGUGAUUCCAGCUCUACACUUCUCUGUGUGCUUGAAAGGAAAUAAACCUCCUGGGAUCUGAGGUUGCAUCGGGAGUGGCUUUUAUCAUUUCCUUCUCCUCCUCUCGAUGCUGUUCUUUUGGAGAAACCGUGGAAUCCUUCGUCGGUUUUAGGACAUACACGUCACCUACGAGCGUCCAACCAUUCGGACUGGUACUAAGAUACGCGCCAACCCACGCCCGAGGCGCCUUCAGACCUCUCGAAAACAAAGGAGUUACCGAACAUAAGCCGACGCCCGCGGUUGCAGAUACACCCAGAGGACUGGCACUGGGAGGGGGCACGAGACGCGAGAAAACACUUUGUCAAUGGAUG
Molecule: messenger RNA, 9821 nt
Organism: Toxoplasma gondii ME49
Lineage: Eukaryota; Apicomplexa; Conoidasida; Eucoccidiorida; Sarcocystidae
Exons: 4
Coding region: 2060-8791 (2243 amino acids)
Source: RefSeq, a predicted model, not a curated record